Messenger RNA from Schistosoma curassoni, 2128 nucleotides. The record is from the annotation of a GenBank genome assembly. NCBI's taxonomy places the organism in Eukaryota, Metazoa, Platyhelminthes, Trematoda, Strigeidida, Schistosomatidae.
AAGGUCAUUGGAACGAAACGGCGGGCGGCAUUGAAAGGGUUUGACUUUUUAACGGGCCUCGUAUGUCUGUGUUCACGUUUCUAUCUCGUUCCCUUCCCCCGUUAAUAAACAUACCUGGAGUAACAUCUACUGUUUGUAUCAGCCAAAAGCUUCUGCGGUUGUAUGGUCUCAUCUUUUCUGACUCCACCGGUGUGUAUGCUUUUGGACCGGAAGUACUGCGAUCUCUGCGAAAGCUGGAAAGUUUAGUUGACAAUAAGAUGUUACAGCUAGGAGCUCAACGUGUUUUGCUCCCAACGUUAGGUCCGAGACACAUCUGGGAAAAGUCUGGUCGAUGGUCUACCAUGCAGAGUAGCUUAUUCAGAGUCAAAGACAGAUUAUCUCAUGAGUAUUGUUUACAGCCAACCCAUGAAGAAUGUAUAACCAAUUUCAUUGCCUGUCUAAAUUUGUCGUAUAAGUCCCUCCCUGUUUUGAUGUAUCAGAUAACCAGCAAAUUUCGAGAUGAACCUCACCCAAAACAUGGUCUAGUCAGGGGACGUGAGUUUGUAAUGCAAGACCUUUACACAUUUGAUGCUUCUGCCGAGGCAGCUGAGGAAACGUAUAGACAUGUGAAAACUGCGUAUUCUGACUUGUUGGUUAACCUUGGGUUACCGUACCUAGUUGCAUCUGCAGAUCCAGGAAAUGUUGGUGGUCUCAUUUCAGAGGAAUUUCACGUUCAAGCUGAUGUAGGAGAAGACCGAAUAUUAGUGUGUUCAAAAUGCUCCCUGAAAUUCAAUUCAGAACUUAAAGUUGCCAGCUCAUUGUGUCCCUUACAAUCUUGCCCAAAAGUAUUCAAUGAAGUUCAAGGUAUAGAAGUCGCCCACUGUUUCCUAUUGGGUGAACGAUAUUCAAAGUGUUUUGAUGCCACUUAUCAAUCCCCUUCAGGCUCAAAACUUAUGUUCAUGGGGUGCUAUGGUCUUGGAAUAUCACGUUUACUUGCCGUCUGCAUCGAACACUUGACAAGAGUUGCGUUUCCUGACAAAUCUAAAGAUCAGAUCACACAGCUUCGAUGGCCUGUCCGAAUCGCACCAUACAGCGGAUCAAUAGUUCUACAGAAGGAAACGGCCAAGGACAGUGUGAAUCCAGAUGAGCUGAAAUAUAUCCUCGAUACCAUUCAAAGUGAUUCCAUCAACUUCAAGUUACUUGGUGACAUUUUGGUGGAUGAUCGCAAAGAAUUAAGCUUGGGUAGAAAAAUUCUGGAUCAAAGCCGCUUGGGAAUACCCUGGAUACUUAUUGUAAAGAGUCAGAGAGAUGGUACAUAUGAAUUGAUUGAUGUUUAUAAAGACAGAUCAUGUGUAGCUACUCUAGAACAAGCCAGGUUUGCAUUCAGUAACCCUGCAGUAUUUGAUGCAUCAUCUCUACCUUCAUGGGAUCACCGACAGAAUGAGCGCAAUAUAAAUGGAAACAAACUCAUUUAACUUGGUGAAAUAAUCAGACGACCAAAGCGACAACUAUGAAAUGGUAUAGACGUACCAGACAAUGCUUUGUGAUUUUCUUUUUGUAAUCCACCAGGACUAACUGGAGCAGUAAUGGAUGAAUAAGGAGGCCAUUCUAAAAUUAUUAACAAAGAAUUACUUAUAGUUCAAAAACAUGAAUUCAAAAAAGAUCAUAAUGUUACAUCAAUAAAGAUGCUCGAGUGCACAUAUCUUGCAUUCAAACUUGUAAUUUACUAAUCUAAGAAGAAAACUGUACGUCAAAGAUUGAUCUGCUUUAAACAAUUUCGUUUGUACACGCAUUUGAGUGUUUUCUCUGUAUGAUUCAUUUCAUGCAACAAAAGAUUGGUCAAUUAAGAAUUGAUGUUAAUUAAAGAAUUUUCAAUCUCCCUUAUCAUGAUCAUUUGAGUCAAAAAGUUGAACAAAUUAUUUCAGUUUCUAAGGGUUUGCGUUUUCUCUGUUUGAUGUCAAAGACUACAAUUGAUCAUACUUGAAUACCAGUUACUACCCAACUUUACUAAAUAUUUAUGACUAAACAGCAAUAUCCAGGCAACCCUCUCAGGAUGCCCAUAUGCCAACAGAGACUGAUCAACUGCAGUCUCCAACAACAGCAUAUACAGCCCCUUACAUGUAAAACUCAUACCCGUUGCACAAGCUAG